Molecule: messenger RNA, 2232 nt
Organism: Helobdella robusta
Lineage: Eukaryota; Metazoa; Annelida; Clitellata; Rhynchobdellida; Glossiphoniidae
Exons: 6
Coding region: 1-2232 (743 amino acids)
Biological process (GO): regulation of transcription by RNA polymerase II
Molecular function (GO): DNA-binding transcription factor activity, RNA polymerase II-specific; RNA polymerase II cis-regulatory region sequence-specific DNA binding
Source: RefSeq, a predicted model, not a curated record
AUGAAUUUAAGGAAAAAAUCAUCAAACCCAACAAACCUCACCAACUUGCGGCCACCACGAGUUCUUCAGGAAAACUCGAAGCCCUUGAAGCUGUGGCUGGCUACCAACGACCACUCCCCUUAUCCCACAAUGGCUGACAAGUUGAAGCUGGCAAACAAGUGUGAUCUCACCAUCACACAGGUUUCUAAUUGGUUCGCCAACGCCAGGAGGAGACUGCGGAACAACAGUAACAACAAAAAUAAAAACAAAAACAACAACAAUAACAACAACAAUAACAAUAAUAAUAAUAAUAAUAAUAAAAUGUUAACCAGCAACAAAAGAAGAAAUGCAAGCGAACCCAGCAGAAGCAUCAAUAACAUCAAGAUUGAUAACAUUAAUCAUUACAUCACCUACAAUGUUAAUAACAUUUCUAGCAUGCCUUAUCGCCCUGCAAAGAGUCAUUCCUACUACGAAAACAACAUCAACAACAACAACAUCAACAACAAUAGCAAUAACAGAAACAACAACAACAAUAUCAACAUCAACAACAACAACAUAAACAACAACAACGACAACAGCAACGGCUUUAUCAUUUACAACAGUACCUUCGUCAUGAGUAGUGAAAAAAUCAACAACAUCAACAGGAAUAUUAACGGUAAAAAAAUUGAUGUCAUACGAUUUGCAAACAUUAGCAACAAUAACUGCCUCAACUACUACAACAAGAACAUCAACCACAUCAACAACAUCAAAAACAACAACAACCACAUCAACAGCAUUAAUAACAACAACAUCAACAACAACAUCAACGACAACGACAACAACUCAUCGCAGACGGGCACUCCCAACAGCGCAUACACAACAUGUACUUACACAUACAUGUUAGUCAGCUGCGUCAUGCUUAAAGCAACAACGACAUCAACAACAAUCGCACACAUCAACAAGCUACAUCCAAACUCAUCAAUCAACUACAACGACUAUGACGACCACGGUAGUGAUGUUGAUGAUCAUCCUGAUAAUGAUCCUGGUGACGGUGGUGAUGAUCAUCCUGAUAAUGAUCCUGGUGAUGAUGGUGAUGAUCAUGAAGACGUCCCCUGUGAUGAAACAUGGAAAAAUAACGAUAACAACAACAACGACGAUCAUGAUAAUGAUAAUCGCGGCGUACGAUAUCCAGCCGAUACUAAUAGAUUAACCGAAUACUUGAUCGGUAAAUCAGCCGAUUCGACGAGGCAACAGCCCGCCAACCUACUCGCAUCCGAAACUGUUAAACCUUCGUCCGCUAAUGUACUGACCAUCAAUUACGUGAAUGACGUCACCGACGUCAAUAACAUCAACAGCAUUAAUAACAUUAAUAACGUUUAUAACAUCAAUGGUUUAGAUAACCUCAGAAACAUUAAAAGCGCCUGUAACACCAACGCAUGCAUCUACAUUAGUAACACUCCUGACAUGAACAUACGCAACUACAUUAGUUACAUUCAUGACGUCAACCGAUGCAAUGACAUUAAUAACAUCAGUAACAUCCUCACAUUGAAUCCUGUCAACCUAACCGAUAAUAAUUGUUGUCACAAUAUUCGUAAUGGCGAUCCUCAAAGAAAUGAAAAUAUUUUUGCUAAAAAACUCGUUCUCCACCGCCGGGAUGGCAAUAGAAUUGAUAGUAGCAAGACCAUUGUCAUCAACGACAACAUCAUUUAUGGAAUCAAACCUGACGACAGCGACAAAUACAACAACGUCAACAGCAGUUCAAACUCCAACGUGAACAAUGACAUCAGUAACAACGACAACAAAUUCAAAAACAGCAACAACCUUAACAUCAACAAUAGUGUAAAUAACAUCCGCACUUACGAAGACAACAUCAACACAAACAACAUCAACAUUAACAACAACAACAUCAACAACAACAACAACAUCAACAACAUCAACAACAACAUAGAAAACGACAUGAAGAGCAGCGCCAUCGAGCGCAAUCAGCAGGUUGUUGACAAACAAAUGAACAACGAACACACACACGCACACAACAACAUCAAUCAAUCCUCUGUGAAAUAUCGACCUACAUUUAGCGCUAAUAAAAGAAGCAUUUUUCAAACAAAUCCUUCAAAUGGCCGAAAAAAUUUAAGGUCGAAACAUUUGACGCUCUUUGAUUCGACAGAAUUGAUCGCCUCUGGAAGGAGUAGAAAAUGCUCGAAGCUGAUGACAGGGAUGGAGGUUCAGGCCGUCUUCAUACUGACCAGGAUGGCCCUUGCCAAAAAAUGCCGCUAA